GAAAUACCCAGUCCUCCUUUCCUCUUUGAAGCGAUUUUGCCUUACCACGUUAGAACCCAUCAAUGGAAGCAACGACGGAAGAUAGAUCUCAAGGCCUCGGGUGAAUUGCAGCGCCUCGACGACGGAAAUCAGCUCCUCGACGAGGAAAUCAGCGCCUCGACGACGAAAUCAGUGUCUCUGCUCAAAGAAAAGGCCAGUUCCUAAUAUGAAUUCAUUGAGAGGGGGAUUUCUUAAACGCAUAAGAGGGAUCUCACUGCAGUCUAGAUCACUUGGGCUCAACAGAGUGUUGCAAUCAUGGUAUAGCACCACAACAUUUGAUGAAUCUGAUGUAAACAACGAAAUAGAGGAUGACGAUUUUGCGACUGGAAAGAAAGAAUUAGAGCCUCAGGGCGUAGACCCCAAAAAGGGAUGGAAUUUCAGAGGUGUACAUAAGGCAAUCAUCUGUGGAAAAGUUGGCCAGUCUCCUGUCCAGAAAAUUUUGAGAAAUGGGCAAACAGUGACAAUUUUCUCUAUUGCAACUGGCGGUAUGUAUGACCAACGAAUCGUUGGAGGUGCACACUUGCCUAGACCAGCUCAGUGGCAUCGAAUUGUUAUACAUAAUGAAUACCUUGGAGCAUAUUCUGUUCAGCAACUGAUGAAAGACUCUUCUGUGUUUGUUGAGGGGGACAUUGAAACUAGAGUCUACAAUGAUGCCAUCACCGGUCAAGUUAAAAGUGUACCUGAGAUAUGUGUGCGUCGUGAUGGCAAGGUUCGACUAAUCAAAUCUGGUGAUAGCGCUUCUAAUAUUUCCUUGGAUGAACUGCGGGAUGGAUUAUUCUGAGAUCCCAGUAUAGGUUAUAAGUUCCUGGACAUAUUUCAAGAACUUGUGAAAUUUUGAUUUCUGACACUCUUCCAUGUAUCCUUAAUCCUUUUGUAAUGUAUCUUGUUGCUUCAAUAGUCGAUUGUGGAGGAUCAGAAAUUUGAGUUAGAGGGAUUAGCAAUGUGAAAUCGGGCAUCCUAUGAACAAUUGGUUGAGCCUGUCGAUGAAUUUGAGUCGAUUUGGAGUCAGGUAUUUUCUUUCUUUUACCAAUAUCCAUCACUUUUGUUAGCAUUGACUUCUUUAGUGAGAAAGAUUGACUCGGUGGAUUAUGGAAAUGGAUCGUGGUUCAACAAACAAUUGGUGGUGGUUGACGGAAAGGUACGAGUGUAGGUGAGAUUGUUGAUGGCAAAAUAGCCUUACAUAUGACUGGUUUCUUCCAAUAAAAGUGGUUCAGAUCUUGGGAUUUCUAGCU
Asparagus officinalis (garden asparagus) is the source of this 1271-nucleotide messenger RNA. Its product is annotated as single-stranded DNA-binding protein, mitochondrial. Gene Ontology annotation, biological process: mitochondrial DNA replication; positive regulation of helicase activity. The transcript has 7 exons. The coding region runs from base 206 to 820 and encodes 204 amino acids. The record is from RefSeq and is a predicted model, not a curated record. Gene Ontology annotation, cellular component: mitochondrial nucleoid. NCBI's taxonomy places the organism in Eukaryota, Viridiplantae, Streptophyta, Magnoliopsida, Asparagales, Asparagaceae. Gene Ontology annotation, molecular function: single-stranded DNA binding.